Camellia sinensis is the source of this 699-nucleotide messenger RNA. NCBI's taxonomy places the organism in Eukaryota, Viridiplantae, Streptophyta, Magnoliopsida, Ericales, Theaceae. The record is from RefSeq and is a predicted model, not a curated record.
AUGGUUGCUGCUGCAACAUUUGGUGCUACAAACACUACCACCGCUACUGCCGCCAACAAAGAGUACGAUUAUUAUCAUUCCUUCAAUCAUGAGAAGAGCUCAUGCUCAUUGCUCACACCACCUAGACAUCAUCACAACUCUCCUCUUCGUAGUCGUUUAUUUCCUCAUCGUAAAUUAACACCUAUGACAACUUCUUCAUUGGCCAUCCCAGGCUUUUGGCUUAAUGUUGGAGUGGGUGUGAGCAGUGAAGAUGAUCUUUCUCAGACCCGAUCUUUGUCGUUCGCAUGCACAACAGCUGUUCGACAUUUGACGGGAUCUCUUACUGCAAUUGAGGGCCUUCGCUUUGCUGUGGUUGUGGCACGGUUUAAUGAGAUUGUGACGAAGCUGCUUUUGGAGGGAGCUUUGGACACGUUCAAGAGAUAUUCAGUUGAAGAAGACAUUGAUGUGGAUCCCCAAGAUAUUGUUAUGCUGUAAUGAUAGCAGGGCUUUACUUCUUUGACCACAGUGUUGCUUCACAGAAGGCGCAACAAAAGUUCAAUCUCAAGAAUCCUUCUGCUUACCAUUAUGACAUCGUCUUGUUGGGAUUCAUGACUUUGCUUUGUGGACUGAUUGGACUUCCUCCUUCAAAUGGGGUCAUCCCCCAGUCUCCGAUGCACACCAAGAGCGUAGUGGACUGAUUGAACUUCCUCCUUCAAAUGG